AUGGAGGUGGUGCCCAUGAUGAAUGUGAGGGUGGUGAUGGAGGGAGUGGGGAUGAGCAUUCCCAUUGAUUACAACAUUCUGUUGUGGAAGAUCAUCGUAGCUUUCGGUGUCCUCUGCGAUGCUGUUGUUAGAGCUGAUGCUAGCGGAGAUCUGAGCCGGGGUCACGCUCGUUAUCUGGAAGCCACUUUUCUUUUUCAUUUGAGUUCCGCCUGGCGCAAGAGGCUGUGCCUGCAGCUGAGCCUGCGAAAGGAGGUUCAGGCUUUGUGGAGGCGGAGGCUGUGGUCCCGACAGAGAAGAUGCUGCAGGAGGUGGCGGCUGGAGCAGCGACGGAGGCGGAAAAUCCUCGGAAGAUGGGGCACUACUACCAACGCCGGUACCUGCUGCACUGAGAGCAGAGGCGCUGCCACCACCACUGCCCCUUCGAGGCAACAUUGCCGGGUGCGCCAUCUUCCUAGCACUAAUGUCUGCAGCGGCCGAGGCCGCGGUGGACUCGGGCGGCUGGUGCAUUGUGCUGGGUACCGGGGGGCGGAGGAGGCGAGUGCAAUUUCCUUCGGCACCGUAAUCUUUGUAUGCAAGACGCCGAGGAGGAAAACGGGACCUGACGCUCCGCCCGGCGCGAUUCCUCCUCCUCCUCCUUCUCAGCCGAAGGCGCUGGCCGCUUCUGCCUUCGAGGGCGAGCUUCGGGAAGGGAGGAUGAACGAGGGUGAACAGAACAGCCGGGGACCCGAAGGGGGGACCCCUUCAGUCCUUCGCCAUUCACUUUCCCCUCUAGCCUCACACCCCCCUUUAUAUUCCGCUUCACGUGGGGUGCGGGGAAGGAGGGAGGGGAAGACCAGGGGAGGGGGGAGGCUAGGGGAGGGGGUGGGAAAGCCGAGAAAUGCCCACCUUCUCCGGACAACUCCGAAGCCACCUCCACCCCUCCUCCCGCCGCGGCGGCGGCGGCCGCUGCAAAACCCUCCCGGUCGCUCUGCACGAAGGCGGCGGCGCCGAGCGAGUGUCGCCUUCCCCUCGCCACCCCCAGCCCCGCCGCCGCCGGCGAACCCUGAGCUCAGUGUGGCUCAAACCUCCCCUCCCGGCCCCGCCGGCCCCGCUCGGCCCUCCCCCCACGCCCUGCGGACCCUUUCAAACCCCCUGGGCUCGAGGCGGCUGCUCCGUGAGGAAACGCUGGCCGCGGCUGGGGCCGGCGCGGCGAGGCUCGAAGCGGGGCGGCGGCGGGGCGCCGGGUACGGUGAGCCCAGCAACGGGGCGCGGGCGGGCGCGCAGAGACGCCGGGUCCUCGCGGAGCACGGCCGGGGCGCGGCGGCGGCGGUGGCAGCGGGAGCCCAGGGACCUCUCCAUCACUGGCAGCCAUGGAGCCCGAGCAUUUUCCUCCCUCUGGGCAGGCGCCUCGGCUCGGCACACGUCCUCGGGGAGGAAGGGGCCGGCGCCCGAGCCUCCCCGGAGGGCGGCGGGACGUGCGCUAGCGCCGACGAUGCGAGCCGCUCUAGUCCUCUUCCUCUGCAGCCGGUUCGUCCGCACCCCGCUGCUCCCGCGGUCCGGGCGGGAGGGGGCCGCAGGCGGCGGCGGCGACUCCUUUCUCGGCGGCGUUGGUGGCCAGAGGGGCUGCUGCAGCCGACGCCGUUCAAAGGAACGAGAGCAACAGCAUCACGAGUUUCAGUUCCCAGGAGUCCGCCGCCGCCACGACAUGAGUCAGGCUUUCUUCCUCGGCGCGUGGAGGAGCCCUCCUCCUCCUCGCCGCACCUGGGCUCGACCCCGGCCCGCGCGGCCCUCGCCCCCUCGGAGGAUGCCCCAGCGCUCGGAGCCGCAGGGUCCGCGGAAGGCCGGUGGCUCCUCGGGAUAGACGCUCCCUUUUGUGCGGCGCAGUUGCAGCUGCCAUGCGGUCCCCUCGCCUUUCGACGGCCACGGGCUAGCCAGCCCGGCAGAUAUUGCAGCUGUUUGCAGUUAACUGCCUGAGCUCUUCUCUGGAGAGGGAGCGCUUGCAAUCCGUCGUUACCUGGAGGGAAGCAGUAGCCCGGCCUAGUAAAUAACUGACCUCAACAGGUGGAGCUUAUCUCCAGCAGGGAUAGCAUUUCGUUUAAUUGUCCAGGCUGUAGCCUGCAUAGGUUUGACUUAAAAGACAAACUGGCCUAGUCAUGGUGGCAACACGAUGAUCAAUGAAGACUACCCUUUAGGGUUAGAAAAGAGAAAGAACCAUCUGCAAUUCCAGUUUAAAAAAUAGUAAUAAAA
Molecule: messenger RNA, 2226 nt
Organism: Orcinus orca (killer whale)
Lineage: Eukaryota; Metazoa; Chordata; Mammalia; Artiodactyla; Delphinidae
Product: SH3 and multiple ankyrin repeat domains protein 1-like
Exons: 3
Coding region: 1-1953 (650 amino acids)
Source: RefSeq, a predicted model, not a curated record